CACGUUGUCCCGGAAGUGUCCACGUGGGUUGCAGGACUCUCUUCUCGCGUGUUUGGAGGCCUCGUCUCUCCAGGAUCGGAUUCUUCACCUCCUUCAUCCUCCUCUCCUCCGUCAUGGCGGUCAGAGCCUCAUUCGAGAAGAACAACGAGAUCGGCUGCUUCGCCAAACUCACCAACACCUACUGCCUGGUGGCGAUCGGGGGUUCCGAGAACUUUUACAGCGUGUUUGAGGGCGAGCUGUCGGAGACCAUCCCGGUGGUCCACGCCUCCAUCGCCGGCUGCCGCAUCAUCGGGAGGAUGUGCGUGGGCAACCGCCACGGCCUGAUAGUCCCCAGCAACGCCACGGACCAGGAGCUGCAGCACAUCCGGAACUGCCUGCCCGACACCGUCCGGAUCCAGCGGGUGGAGGAGCGGCUGUCGGCGCUGGGCAACGUGAUCGCCGCUAACGACUACGUAGCGCUGGUGCACCCCGACAUCGACCGGGAGACGGAGGAGAUCCUGGCCGACUCCCUGCAGGUGGAGGUGUUCCGUCAGACGGUGGCGGAGCAGGUGCUGGUGGGUUCCUACUGCGCCUUCAGUAACCAGGGCGGGCUGGUGCACCCCCGCACCUCGGUGGAGGACCAGGACGAGCUGUCGUCGCUGCUGCAGGUGCCCCUGGUGGCCGGCACGGUGAACCGCGGCAGCGAGGUCAUCGCCGCCGGCAUGGUGGUCAACGACUGGGCGGCCUUCUGCGGCCUGGACACCACCAGCACCGAGGUGUCCGUCAUCGAGAGCGUGUUCCGGCUGGGAGACGCCGCCGCGCCGUCGGCCAUCGCUACCACCAUGAGGGACUCGCUCAUCGACAGCAUGGCGUAGCGACGUAGCUGGAUGAGCUGCUGGACCUGGACCCCUCCCCAAUGACGGACCCCCUCCC
Cololabis saira (Pacific saury) is the source of this 912-nucleotide messenger RNA. RefSeq names its product eukaryotic translation initiation factor 6 (gene eif6). NCBI's taxonomy places the organism in Eukaryota, Metazoa, Chordata, Actinopteri, Beloniformes, Belonidae. Bases 114 to 854 code for a protein of 246 amino acids. Gene Ontology annotation, biological process: maturation of LSU-rRNA; assembly of large subunit precursor of preribosome; cytosolic ribosome assembly. The transcript is spliced from 6 exons. Gene Ontology annotation, molecular function: ribosomal large subunit binding. The record is from RefSeq and is a predicted model, not a curated record. Gene Ontology annotation, cellular component: cytosol; preribosome, large subunit precursor; nucleolus.